AUGGAGUCUGAGGAGAAUCUGCUGAAUGUUUUUCUGCAGCUGCUGCUGAUCGGCUCUCGCUUCAGUCUGGCGGGUCCGUCGCCCCCGGAGGAAGGAUGGCAGGUCUACAGCUCGGCUCAGGACUCUGAAGGAAGAUGUGUUUGCACGGUGGUGGCUCCACAGCAGACUGUGUGCUCCAGAGACGCUCGAACCAAACAACUCAGACAACUGCUGGAGAAGGUUCAAAACAUGAGUCAGUCCAUUGAGGUUCUGGAUCAACGGACGCAGAGGGACAUGCAGUUUGUUGAGAAGAUGGAGGUGCAGCUGAAAAGUCUUGAAAACAAAUUCAAACAAGUGGAGGAGGGCCAUGAGAGCAACAUUGCCAGGCAGUACAAGUCCAUUAAAGCCAAGAUGGAGGAGCUGCGUCCUCUCAUCCCGGUUCUGGAAGCCUACAAGGCAGAUGCUCUGCUGGUCCGACAGUUUAAAGAGGAAGCAGCCAAUGUGACGGAGCUGCUGGGAUCACUGCAGGAACAACUGGGAGGACUGGACUACCAGGAGGUCCACAGCCGGGUCAUGGACCUGGAGAACCGUCUGCGCGCCUGCAUGCAGAGGCUUGCUUGUGGGAAACUUACAGGAAUAUCAGAACCUAUCACAAUGAAAACAUCUGGGUCCAGAUUUGGUUCGUGGAUGACCGACCCGCUGGCUUCAGUUGGAGACAACAGAGUGUGGUACAUGGAUGGUUAUCACAACAAUCGCUUUGUCAGGGAGUACCAGUCAAUGUAUGACUUCAUGACAACAGAUAACUUCACGUCCCAUCGCCUGCCUCAUCCGUGGUCCGGUACUGGCCAAGUUGUUUAUAAUGGAUCCAUUUACUAUAACAAGUUUCAGAGUCACACCAUAAUCAAAUUUGACUUUAGCACAUCACUUAUCAGCCGCUCCAGACAGCUUGACUUUGCCGGUUACAACAACAUGUACCAUUACUCAUGGGGUGGGCACUCUGAUAUCGACCUCAUGGUGGACGAGGGCGGGCUCUGGGCUGUGUAUGCAACCAAUCAAAAUGCUGGCAACAUUGUGCUGAGCAAAUUAAAUCCAAACACUCUUCAAAUAAUCCGCAGUUGGACCACCAACCACCCAAAGCGAAGUGCCGGUGAGGCCUUCAUGAUCUGCGGAACAUUGUAUGUCACCAAUGGUUACUCAGGAGGAACUAAGGUUUACUACGCCUUCUCUACCAACUCCUCCACCUACGAGUACAUUGACAUUCCCCUGACCAACAAAUACAGCCACUUGUCCAUGCUCGAUUACAAUCCUAGAGACAGAGCACUUUAUGCCUGGAACAACGGCCACCAAGUUCUGUAUAAUGUAACGCUUUAUCAUAUAAUACAGUAACUAGACUGUAUUGUUCCUCUGUGUCACAGUUUGAUAUAUGAUUCUCACAUAAGACUCUACAUUUUCUCUCACAUUUUCUGACUUUAAGACAAAAGCAAUUAUUCAGAUAAUUUAUGUGCUUCCAGGGCAAAUAGGUUCACUGACUGAAACUGUUGAUCACAGCUGCAGAGAGCCAUAAAACCGACUGUUCCUCGCUCAAACCCUCUCUGCACUACACAGUUUUACAGGCGUUUCUUAGCAUGGGACGCUACAAUAAGAUGUCAGCGUGUCAAUUGUGGACAAAUAAAAAACAGCACUCUAAGAACUAUGGAACUCCAAAAGUAUUUCUGAUUUGAUAAGUUAUUUAAAUUGUUUCAGCACCAAAUAUUGGAUUAAGAUGCCUGUUGUGAAUUUUACCCAGAGCUUUCUCUUUUCAUUCACAAGUCAUAUAAACCUUAACGCUGGGCUGGAAAUCAUUAAUCAAGCUGUUAAAAACAUUUCUAUUCUCAAAGACUGCUGUAAAAAAGGUUUUUUAAAAAACCAAAAAUUAAUGAAAGUGUUUCUAGUUUAAGAAACUAACCAGAUACUCCUGGUUUUUGUAAUUUCCCAAGUCCAGACAUUUUCUUGGUACUGAAAAUAUGGAACAAAGUACUGGACUGUUAACUUUUAGAUGUUAAAAUGUUAUUUUAUUGUUAAAGAUUUUAGGAAAUUCAUUGAUUUAUUUUCCUGAAAUUGUUCCUUUUAGCCUUGAAGUCACCUGCUUUCUAAAUUACAACAAAGUGUUUAAAUAAAAUAUAUUUAUUGUUUUGGGAUUGUUUGUAUUUUUUUCAGAAUCUAUAAAUUUAGGAUUCCAAUUCAAAAUGGAAUUUUAUGAUUUUUUAAAAUGUAACAUAUCAAACAGCAAUAGUUAUUGUUCUCUUUUGCAAAAAAGUAUUGUUAGAACUUUUUGUAGGACAAGCAGAACUUUAAAGUCUGUAACUUUUCGUAUGACUUUCUGUGCUAUCAGCUUAGUUUGUGAAACAUCAUUUCUACUGAAAUAUAAACCCUUUUUUCCUGAAUAACAAAAAUCCACAUUUACUUAAAUGAUGAUAAUAUUCUAUGGUGUUUCUCAGUUUUUUUUUUGUUGUUUUUUUUUACAUACAAGCAGAUUUUUUUAUAGACUCAGAAAAUUAAUUUAUUGGCUUGUGAAAUAAUUUUGUUCAUUUUGGUGUUUGGUGCCAUGUAAAGUAAUCCAAAUGGAUCCAUUAAUUAUAGAUAUGGUUAACAGUUUGACUGUUUAUUCUAUUGGUUUGUGUAGAUUUUGUGUAACCAUUAAUACAAGUCAAGAAUCAACAUGAACAUUUUCACUGUUUUGUGUAGAUUAAGCAAAUAAAAGUGGGAACUGUGCAGAUAUGUGGA
Messenger RNA from Xiphophorus couchianus (Monterrey platyfish), 2742 nucleotides. Its product is annotated as noelin-like. The record is from RefSeq and is a predicted model, not a curated record. The coding region runs from base 1 to 1365 and encodes 454 amino acids. Lineage: Eukaryota; Metazoa; Chordata; Actinopteri; Cyprinodontiformes; Poeciliidae. Gene Ontology annotation, biological process: signal transduction. The transcript is spliced from 6 exons.